Molecule: messenger RNA, 9008 nt
Organism: Octopus bimaculoides (California two-spot octopus)
Lineage: Eukaryota; Metazoa; Mollusca; Cephalopoda; Octopoda; Octopodidae
Biological process (GO): regulation of gene expression
Cellular component (GO): nucleus
Molecular function (GO): DNA binding
Source: RefSeq, a predicted model, not a curated record
UUAUUCCGAAGUAUUAGAAACAAUGGAAUUCAUCAUCCAAUCAUUUAAAAAGCGGUAAAUUUAUCCGAAAACAUUAUCAUGGUUCCUUAAAAUUCAUAAAGUUUACUUUCAGUAAAUAAUUCAAAUGCAAGCAUUUUGCUUAUUAAUUCAUGAUAAGAUUGUAUCGUUAUAAAAUCAAUAAUCUCUAGAGAAAGAAAGAAUAUCACAACCGAAAAAUUCGAUACAAAAACGAGAACUGCAAAUGGAAUGAAUUUAUUUGGAGGAUAUUUUCAGCUUGCACCGGUUAGAACGGAAAUAGGCAUUGUAGGCUUUUUGGAGGGUUGUAAACAUACAUACUUCACCUUUUUUAAAAAUUAAAUAUUUUCCUAGUGCUUCUUAUUAAAAUUUGGUGUAUAUAUUUCCAUCAUGAUUGGUUCCCAUGUUGGUUAUGGCAAUGGAUUUUGUCAUUUGAUGUUUGGAGAAUUUCUUAAAGAAUCAGUUCCUCUCUGAAGUCCUGAUGAUAAAACAGGUGUAUAUGUACUCGUAUGUAUAUGUGGUAUCUAUAGUUCCCAUGGAGUUACAAUGGUCACUUGAAUCUCUUACUCUUUUUCGCGACACAUUUUUUCUCAACAGAAAACAUUGUUGAGAUUGUUGCUGGCAACAUAUUACCAUAGAAAUUUGAGAUUAUAUUUGUCAACUAAGUAGCACAAAAAAAAAAAAAAGAAAGAGAGAGAGAAGAAAAGUAACAAAAAACAAAACAAAACAAAUAAAAAAAAGCAUUUAUUUAUUUAUUUAUAUAUUGAUCCUAAAUCACCAAUUUUUAUGUUACUCAUAUUUAUUUAUUUAUUUAUUGAUGUGAUCAACAAUGGUUGUAAUUCAAGAGUUAUUCCUGUGAAAUGCUCAAGACAACUUGCUGAAGAAAAAAAUUAUUUAUUUAUUUAUGAUUCUUUUUCUCCAAAAUAUAUUUUGGAACUAGAUGUUUCUCUUUAUAAUUUAAAUUGUUUUAAAUGAAUGAAAUGAAAUGGUGUAAAAAUGGCAUCUUCUCCCAAGAAAAAGGUUUCCAUCAAAGCAGAUGAAUCUCCUCGUUUGUACAAAUGUACGUUUUGUACCAAGACAUUUAAUGUCCAUGGAAAUUUGAUUAAACACACACGUACACAUACUGGUGAAAGACCGUUCAGGUGCUAUAUCUGUGAAAAAGCUUUUGCUAAUCCUAGCAACCUCACACGUCAUAAACGCUUACACACAGGGGACAGGCCAUAUAUAUGUACAUUUUGCCAGAAGACUUUUCGUGCAUCAUCAAAUCUAAGGGAACACCUGAAAAGCCAUCUUGGGGAUUCAACUUUUACCUGCCAACAUUGUGAAAGCUCGUUUACUGUUUUUGCUGAGUAUAGUUUACACAUGGAGGAACAUUUUGAAACGGCUUCUCGUCUGCUCUUUGGUAGCUCUACAAUGGCACUGUCUUCUUCAGUAUCUCAGAACACUUUUGAGAAAAAAGAGAAGAGAAAUAAGACAUUGAAAGAGCCUUCCUCAUUAAGUUAUGUUUCCCCUGAGGGUGUCCAAGAAGAGAGUUCAUCAGAUUUGAAGAGUAAUCACGUGGAAAGGAAUUUGGUAAAAGGUGAUUGCAAGAUGCAGUUAGAUUUAGUUAUUCCAGAAGAUUCCAAUUUAUUGAAUUCUCAAAAAGAUUUACUUUUUAGUGUUGAAAGUAGCCAGAACAACAACAGUUGUUCUGAUGUGUCUCUUCUUUCAUCGUCUAGUUAUCAAGAUAUGGAGGUAAAAACUAAUGCAAAUCUUCAAUAUUCAGAAGAAAAAGAUCUCAUCACUAAAGUGCCUGUUUCCAAAGAAGGCAUGGAAAUGGUAAACUAUCUCUCAGAAAACUUUAAUGAAUACAAGGCUGGUACUUGUAUUGAUAUUGUAGAUCUUAAUAAAGAACCUCAGAUUCGACAGCCACCUACAUUGUCUGAGAUAGACUAUCAGACUGUUGGUUCCAGCAAAACUAACUUGUUGACUGGUAGAUCAAAAGAGAAACAGUGGAAUUUUUGCUCAACUGAAGAGGAUCAGUCAGCUUUGGAUAUUUCUAAGAAAGAUCUGGAAAAUUUGUCAGAAAAUGUAAAUUCUGGAUAUUGCCUUGAUUUCAGGGACGAAUCAACAUGCACAUUAGAUGAGCUUUCACACAAAUUAACACAGUGUUUCUACUGCCAGAGAAUAUUCAGUUCUGAUGAUCAAAUUAAAGACUGUGAUGAUUCCUCUAAAGAUCAUCCAUGUUGUGGAACAUGUAAUAAGACUCAAACAGGCAGUGCUUGGUUGUUGUCAAAUUCUACCAGUGUCAAGAAAUCGUUCAAAUGUUUGUUUUGUCAGAAUGAAUUUACUGAUUCAAUUGAACUUAAUCAGCACUCUUGUAUCAUGGAUGUUAAUGAUAAAAGGUACAAUCAAUAUUUCAAGAAUUCAAAAUCAACAACAGAUUGUUUUGCAAAAGACAGUAUAAAAACUUCAACUAGUUUUAUUGAUUCUUGUUUUGAAAAGGUUUUGCUUGAAAAUCAAAUGGAUAAUGCUCUAAGUUCGAAGGACAUCCAGUUAGAUAAUGUACUGAACAUCAGUACAGUUCAGAUGGAUAACAUUCACGGUGGCAAGAACAGCCAGUUAGGAAUUGUUCAGAACUGUAAAAACAGCCAGUUGGAUAGUACUGAUGGCGCAAAUGAUAUCCAAUUAGAUAGCAUACAAAGCUCAAUUUUGGAUAACUUUAGGGAUAUCCAACAUUUGAAUGCACUGAGUGAAUCAAAUAAGCACUCAGAAUCAUCUGUUAAAGAUUUGUCUGCACCAGAGAACUUCUAUAGUUUGAUUAAAAAAGGUAACAUGCUUGAGGAAAGACUUCACAGUACUGCCACAAAAUAUUUGAAAGAAACAGUAAAUUCUCCAAAAUCAGGUGAGGAUAGUGAUAAGGAUUCUGAUGAUGUAAUCAUUGUUAAUGACAUGUUGCAAACAUUAUCAAACAAUGAGAAGAUUAUUCAAGAUAAGGAUACCAGUAGUGGUUUUAUUUUUGAUAGGGUACACUCCCCGGCUCAGAAUCUUAACUAUGACAGCAUACUUUUAUACAAAUCUUCCAAAAAUUUAAAUUCCCAUGCUGAAAUUCAGGGUACUGAAAAUAAUUUAACUAAUUUUACCUCAACUCAAAUUUCUGGCAAGAAACAGAAAGAAACAUUAAAUAAGAAAAAUAAAUUGAGUAUAACUGGUUUAGUAAAGAAUGUUAGCACUAAACAUGACAAGAAAUUCAAAACAGAAUCUGUAUCACAUCCAAAAAUUCACAAGUGCCGCUAUUGUGAUAAAGUCUUCACUGUUCAUGGGAACUUGAUCAAACACAUACGUAUCCAUACAGGAGAAAAACCAUUCCAAUGUGCACUUUGUACUGCGGCCUUUGCUAACCCAAGUAAUUUAACUCGUCAUGUACGAAUACAUACAGGAGAAAAACCUUACAAGUGUACUUAUUGUGAUAGGAGUUUCCGAGACUCCUCAAGCUUAAUGAGCCAUCAUCAAACCCAUCUAAAAUAUCCACUGAAAAAUUUUUCUCGCAAUAAGAAACCUUCCAAAAAUGCUUCUGCAAAACCUAGCCUGAAAAUUAAUCACAAGCAGAAAAAAAAUGUUGAUGAGAAAAUUGAAAAAACCCUUUCUUCUUCAAAAGUUAAUUUUGAUAGCAAUAAUGCCAAAUUAUUCUGGCCUCAAGAAUUGUCUUCGAUGCAUGUGAAAGGAAAUAAUGGUUUGAAGAAGCAGAGGAAAAGCAACCAGUUAGAAACUGUUGAUUUAGAUUCUUUUAGUGAUACUGAAAGUAAUGAAAGAAAAGUAGCUGUUGGUCCUAAUAAACUAAUACCAGAUAAAAUUGAAAUGUACAAAAGUAAUAGUAGUAGUAGUACUACUACUAUUACUACAACUGUAACAACUGCUACUGAUGGUGGUAAUGAAAAUUCAGUAAAGCUUAAUGAGUCCCAAAGGCCAGGUGGUCUUAGUACGAGGCUUAGAAAUUAUUCUCCUAUUUUAAUUGAAUGUAACUCGGAAACUCCUGAAGAUUUAAAGAAUGGAAAUGAUAAUUCAAAUGGCUUCAAAACUGAUGAAAUUCUUAAGCAGUCAGACUUCAAUGGUUCUACCAAAAUUAUCAAUUCGACUAGUUUAGAUGCUGCAGACAAGAAAAAAUGUUUGAGAGCUCAAAAUAAUAGUGUGGUUCUAAAACCUACAGAUCUCAAUGGUGAUAAAAAUGUUAAAUCUAAAGGACGUCGGUUACACACAUGUAUUUACUGUAGCAAAAGUUUCACAGUCCAUAGUAAUCUUAUCAAGCAUAUACGCAUACAUACUGGUGAGAAACCAUUUAAAUGUCAGCUCUGUGAAAAGGCUUUUGCAAAUCCAAGCAACAUGACUCGUCAUCUCCGAGUUCAUACAAUAGAACCUUCUUAUAAAUGUACAGCAUGUCCUCGUACAUUCCGUGCACCAAACAAUUUGAAAGUACACAUGAGUCUUCAUACACAAUCAAGUACUGUACAGAAAGUUUGUUUCAUCUGUCAAGCAGUGUAUGCUCGGAAAAAAGAAUUGGUAAAUCAUUUAAAAAUUCAUACUACAAUGGAAAACACAGACUAUUCUAAUGAUUUUAAUUCUGAUUCAAACGAAUGCCUGAGUAUAUCCUUACCAUCUCCACAAACCCCAAAUCCUCAGAGCAUUCAAUUUCCUUUUAUUAAACAAGGAUUCAUGCAGAAAACUCAGUCAGGUUGUAAUUCUUCCCAGCAUGAUGAUGUUGUUGAGGUUUCUAAAGUUAAUGUGGCUUCAAAUAGCCUUGAUUUAGCCAGUCUAAACCUAAAAAAUAUACCAAGUAACAAAUCAAGCUCUAAAUUAUCAGGUCCUUCUGUGAAACUACAUAAUUCUGAUUCUUUAGAGGUAAAUCCAAUGGUUAAGAAGGUCUUUUCUGAAGGUUUUCCCCAAAGCGAUGAAUUCUGUGAGCUUCCUGAAAAUCUAAAUGCAUCAAAUGCUGGAAACGAACAUUUUCUCUCUCAAAGUCCCAGACCAGGUUUGACAGUGAUGGAUUCAAAUGAUAAUUCUAAAGCAAGUUAUUCUGAUGUUUGUGUUGAAAAUGUUGAAGAUGAGGAAUCUAAAAUAUAUAAUGAGAGCCCUGUAAAGCUGUCCAAAUCUGAGCAGGUUAUACUGAUUGAAGAGAGAUUUUCCAAAGAAGAUUUCUUAACUUUACCUUAUGGGAAUUCUCAUAUUGAAGUUGAAAAUGCAAGUAGCAAUUGCAAUUCACCUUAUAAAAAUGAAGAAACCAGUGUAAAUAUUCAAUCAUUAUCUUCAGAGAAUGAAAUGCACAAUAGUUCUGACUUUGAGAUGAAAUCCACGAAACGUAAAGCUACUAAACGAAAAACUCAUCGUAAACAGCAUAGUUGUAAAUUUUGUGGCAGAGGUUUCCCUUCUCGAUGCAACUUAAUUAAACACAUACGGACACACACUGGAGAAAAACCUUUCAGAUGCAAGUGCUGUCGAGCCUCCUUUGCUAAUCCUAGCAAUUUAACUAGACAUGUUAGAACACAUACAGGAGAAAAACCGUACCCAUGUCCUCAUUGUCCUAAAUCAUUUCGGGCAUCAUCAACACUAAAACAUCAUAUAUAUACACAUGCUAAAUGUAAUUCAUACAAAUGUCGCUUUUGUUCUAAAGUAUAUUCCAUUUUUAGUAAAUUCAAACUGCAUCUUUUAACUCACACUAAAUCUGCCAAAUCCAAAUGUAUUGUUGAAGAUCAUUCCAUACCUUCUCAAGCAUUUCUACCUCCAGUUUCAAAAUCUGUAGAUAAAUCAUCAAAGAAAAUACCAGAAAAUGCCUCGGAUCUUUCUGAAAGCUCUCACCAUAUCAAUAGAUAUCUGCUUGAUCAAGAACUGCAACCAUCUCAAGCUAGUUUUAUCAAGAAUGAAGAAGUAUUAGGGUUUAAAAAUAGUAAAGAGAUAGCUUUCUCUGAUGAAGUUGAAACCAGUGCAGCUCACAAUGAUUUAUCAAAGAACAACUUAGAUCAUUAUUCUUUCUUCUCAGAAAAUGCAGUUUCUUCUUAUGCAGGCAAAAGAACUGGGGCCAAAAAACAGAGGCGCAGAGCAAAAACAAAUAGCAUUGAACUCCAUGAAGCUGAGAAUCAAAGUUCUUUCUGGUCUCAGUUUCCAAGUGAAACUUCUACACCUCGUAAAAGGAAAGCAAUUCACAAGUGUAAUUAUUGUGAGAAAGCCUUCACAGUGUCUAGUAAUUUACGGAAACACGUACGCACUCACACAGGAGAAAAGCCAUUCAUGUGUAGGUUUUGUUCCAGACCUUUUGCUAAUCCUAGUAAUCUUAUUCGACAUGAACGCAUCCAUACAGGUGAAAAACCAUACAUAUGCAAUUUUUGUCCACAACAUUUUGCUGCGUCUAGCAGUCUAAAAGAACAUAUAAAGAGACACACAGCAGUAUCAGGAAAUGAUGAUUCUCUCCUUUUAGCUGACAUUGACAUACCAACUUCUUAUGGCAUGAAACAGAGUGCUGUAAGUGUUGUAACAGAAAAUGAUCUGCUCCAUAACAAGACUGCUGAACUCAGUGCCAAUAUUAAAUAUGAAAACGAUUAUUCUGAAUCAGAGCAAGAGAUUAUAGAUGAUUGUUUAAAUGUAAACACAUGUGCUUUAGAGUCGACAGAAUGUUCUUCAGCCGAAACAGAGAAGAAUAAUGAAAGCCCUAAUAUUAUACAUAGUGUACUCAAUCCUUUGACUGUUGUCAGUGACAGUAAUUUAGCUAUAGAAAAUAUUAAACAGGUGAGAUAUAAAGAUGGACAGAUUAAUGGAGAAAACCUUGCCGGAGAUGUGUCAUCAGUAUCUUUGACUCUUCGCCAGGGAUUAAAAGAUACCGAGAAAGGUAUAAAAUUUGAGGAGGAGCAGGAAAACUCUUCUUGCCAUCCUGAUAAGGGGUCUAAGAAUUUGUCCAAUGUUAAUGACAAUUCAGAUAUUUCCAAUUCUGAUUGCAUUAUUACAUCUAUGGAUGCUUAUAGUGAUGGUCCAUCUAGAAUGGCUGACAGGAAUUUUGCAGACAGCUUUCAUAAUAAUAGUAAUACUAAUAAUAACAAUCGUAAUAAAACUGUUCAAUUUCAAAACUCAUCAUCACAAAAAUCCUGUUCAGAAGAAUUAUACAUUUGUAAAUAUGGAUGCAAGACAUUUGGUACUUAUAAAGAACUUAUUUCACAUUUACAAUCUCAUUGUGAAAUGAAAGAUACACAGGAUGAUUUUGGUGAAAAAGAAGACAUGAAUCAUGUAGAGUCAUUAGAAGAGAAUAUGGAAAACUGUAAGGGUGAUAGUCAAGUGUUGAAGUUGUUUUUAUGUGAAUAUGGGUGUGGUACAUAUUUUACAGUUGAUGAGCUACGGCAUCACUCACUUGAAGUUCAUAACAAACCUGCAACAAUAAAGAACCAGGAAGAUAGAUUUGAUUCAAAAUCAUGUGGCAGCAAGAAUUCAAUCUUGAAAGUUAAAAGCCCUUAUAAAUGUUCAUAUUGUACAAAAGUAUUCUCGAUACGAAGCCAGCUAACAAAGCAUAUUCGAAUUCAUACAGGAGAAACCCCCCACUGUUGCCACUAUUGUGGCGCUGGCUUUGCUAAUCCAAGCAAUCUGACACGUCACAUCAGAACUCACACUGGAGAGAAACCAUAUAAUUGUCCAUCAUGUAAAAAGGCUUUUGGAAGUUCAAGUAACAUGAAGGAACACAUGAAAACACAUUCCAAACUUUCUUUAUAUAAUUGUAAAUUUUGUCCUCAGAAAUUUUCUUUGUUUCAGAGCUUUCAACAGCAUAUGAAAUGCCAUAGUAAUGUCAAUGAAUUAACUGAUGAUGAUGACAAUGAUGCAGAUAAUAAUAAUAAUAAUGAUGAUGAUGAUGGCGGCAAUGGUGGCGACGAUGAUGAUGACGAUGAGAAGCACCUUAACACACAGACUGUUAUCUAUGUAGAAGAACUAGAUAAUAUAAAUGAACAGUUAGCUGAUGAGUCUGCUAUUGUUGCUUCCAAUAUUUUGAAUUUAGAGCAGCAAAAGGAAAGUACUGAGGGAAAUUAUCAAGUGCCAACCGCAGAAAAUAUGAAUCUUCAACCGAAAGAAAUAUGUUACUUUGGAGACAUUGAAGAAGAACUUAAAAAUUUCGAUGCACCCAUUUACACACAUAAAAAACCUAACAGUUCUCGGCAUCGUAAAAGGUCAAAUAAAUCAGAAGACCAUAUAAUAAAUCUUGUAGACUUUUCAUUGUCAGACUAUGCAGGUGGCAGCAAAGAAUCUCCAACAUCAAGCAAGAGUCAGUCUCACCAAGACAGAAAGUAUAUUCGCAACGCUCCCCCAAAACGGACCCACAUCACAAAAGCACGUUCCUUACCCCCUUAUGUAUGUAAAUACUGUCAAAAACUGUUCACCAUUCGCAGUAAUUUGAUAAAACAUAUACGUACACAUACAGGUGAGAAGCCCUUCAAAUGCCACUUGUGUGAAGCAGCUUUUGCUAACCCAAGCAAUUUGACUCGACAUGUUCGUACACACACAGGUGUCAAUAAAACAACUACGAAGUACAACUGAAGUCGAUUCCAUCAAGUAUUCAUCAACUCAGCAAAUAUUUUUCUGCCGAAUAAAUGACAAACUACUACUCACAAAAAAAAAAGAAAAAAAAAAGUAAAUCGUAACAAGGGUAAUAACUCUAUAAAACCAAAAAAAAAAAAAAACCCACGCAAAUUGAAAUAAGGGAAUUUGAGUAGUCUCCCCUUGAACGGUAAUUUUUGUUUGUUUCUUCGUGGUGGUAAUUUAUAGUCUUCAAUAGAAAAAAAAAAAUGAUAUUUUUUACAUUUAAUAAAUAUUAAAUAUGAUGAGGAUGAAAAUGUGAGAGAACCUGGAGGGACACUUUCUUUGUCCUGUUUUAUAUGUACUCUUUAUAUUUGCACGUUUCGCUUUGUUUCAAUGUAAACAUGUAUUUGCAGUUCAGUCCUUGGCUAGCCAACAAUAAAUUUAAUUUAAGAAGAUAUUUUAUGUCAAUAUAA